ACACUCCGCCUCCCUCGCCGCCGGUUGCCGCCACCGCCGCCGCUGCCGCGAACUUACAGUCAACCGCCGCUCCGCCAUGGCUCUACGCCGAGCCGUCUCCCUCCUCCUCAGUAGACCACGCCUCCGAGCUCCCGUCCCGAUCCCCGCACGCAGAACCCCAAACCCUCUCCUCCUCCCUCCACGCCGCCACUUCUCCCCGCGCCCGCCGCCUCCUCCAGCCACAGCCUCCACCGUUGCGGAAGCGGCGGAGGAGGCCUUCGAGGCGGCGAAGGGCACCAGGGACCUCCUCGACGCCUUCUCCCGCCUCGAGGCUGUGCUGCCGCCCUCCGACAAGCGCCUCGCCCUCGCCUGCCUCAAGCUCGGCCAGCACCUCGACGGCUCCGGCUCCGGCGACCCCUCCCGCGUCCUCUCCCUCGCCCUCCGCUCCCUCGGCAUCCUCGAGGCGGCCCCCAACCCCACCGCCUCCCAUUCCGACGCCGUCUCGCUCGCCAUGGCUCUCCACCUCGCCGGCUCCGCCUCCUUCGACCUCUCCCGCUUCCACGACGCCCUCUCCUUCCUCUCCCGCUCCCUCCGCCUCCUCUCCCCGCUCCUCCCCUCCAAGGACGUCGCCGCCGCCGACGCCUCCGGGGAAGAAGGUGACGGCGACGUUGAAGGGUUCGACGUGAGGCCCGUGGCGCACGCGGUGCGCCUGCAGCUUGCCAACGUGAAGACGGCGCUGGGGCGGCGGGAGGAGGCUCUAGCUGACAUGCGCGCGUGCCUUGAUCUCAAGGAGUCCAUCCUGCCACCGGGCAGCCGGGAGCUUGGUGCCGCAUACCGGGACCUCGCGGAGGCUUACGCCACCGUGCUCGACUUCAAGGAGGCGCUGCCAUUGUGCCAGAAAGCGCUUGAAUUGCACGAGUCGACGCUCGGCAAAAACUCGGUGGAGGUUGCGCAUGAUAGGCGGCUGCUUGGGGUGAUAUACACCGGGCUGGAACAGCAUGAGCAGGCCCUGCAGCAGAAUGAGAUGUCACAGAAGGUGAUGAAGAGCUGGGGUGUGGCUGGUGAUGAGCUCCUGCAUGCGGAGAUUGAUGCGGCGAACAUUAAGAUUGCAUUGGGCAAGUUUGACGAGGCCGUUACCGUGUUGAAGAAUGUCGCUAAGCAGGUGGAGAAGGAUAGCGAGAUACGAGCUCUAGUGUUCAUAUCUAUGGCAAAAGCUCUUGCUAACCAGGAGAAGACCGGAGACACAAAGAGGUGCUUGGCGAUUGCUUGUGACAUACUCGAGAAGAAGGAAUUUGCUGCACCAGACAAGGUGGCUGAGGCGUAUGUCGAGGUAUCCUCGCUGUAUGAGAUGGUCAAUGAGUUCGACAAGGCAAUAGCUUUGUUGAAGAGGAGCUUGGGUAUGCUUGAGCGGAUCCCUCAGGCACAACACAUGGAAGGGAAUGUUGCAGCUAGGAUUGGUUGGCUAUUGCUUCUGACGGGGAAGGUGUCGGAGGCUGUCCCGUAUUUGGAGGAUGCAGUGGAGAGGAUGAAGGACAGCUUUGGACCAAAGCAUUACGGGGUAGGGUAUGUGUAUAAUAAUUUGGGUGCUGCGUAUAUGGAGAUGGACCGCCCACAGUCUGCUGCACAGAUGUUUGCGCUUGCAAAGGAAGUCAUGGAUGUUUCCUUAGGGCCACACCACUCAGAUACCAUAGAGGCCUGCCAAAGCCUUGCCAAUGCAUACAAGGCAAUGGGAAGCUAUGCCCUGGCUAUGGAGUUCCAAAAGCGAGUGGUUGAUUCUUGGCGAAACCAUGGUCCCAGUGCUAGGGAUGAGCUCAAGGAAGCUAUUCGUCUCUAUGAGCAGAUCAAGAUAAAGGCCCUUGCAUUCCUAUCAUCUGAAAAUUCAGCAAUUCAAUUGCCUGAACCUCAAGAAAAGGAGGUUGAUUCCGAUUCUACCAGAGUUGCUCAACAAUAACUUCGGAGUAUUGUACGCAUCAAUUUCUUCUAUUAAUAUAUAUUAUCAUGAUAUGUUGUUUAGUGGUAGAAGAAA
Oryza brachyantha (malo sina) is the source of this 2005-nucleotide messenger RNA. Its product is annotated as protein KINESIN LIGHT CHAIN-RELATED 2-like. NCBI's taxonomy places the organism in Eukaryota, Viridiplantae, Streptophyta, Magnoliopsida, Poales, Poaceae. The coding region runs from base 77 to 1930 and encodes 617 amino acids. The transcript has 2 exons. The record is from RefSeq and is a predicted model, not a curated record. Gene Ontology annotation, molecular function: protein binding.